Messenger RNA from Micromonas commoda, 693 nucleotides. RefSeq names its product set domain protein. Bases 1 to 693 code for a protein of 230 amino acids. Lineage: Eukaryota; Viridiplantae; Chlorophyta; Mamiellophyceae; Mamiellales; Mamiellaceae. The record is from RefSeq and is a predicted model, not a curated record. The transcript has a single exon. Gene Ontology annotation, molecular function: protein binding.
AUGGGAAAGUCGCAAAAGGGAAAGGACAAGCCAGGGGUCAGAGCGGCCGUCGCCCCGGCGGCGAGCGCAAAGAUCGGGCGGGAGUCCAGCGCGUGGCCGUCCACGUGCAAAUACCUCACGAGUCUGGUAUGGGGAGACGACGUCCGCCGCGACAAGGAUGUCUACCAAAAAUACAAGCGCUCCGCCGACGGCAAGCACGUCGAGGCGAAUGCGUCGGCGACGAAACGGAACGUGCGAUGGCAGCUCAUCACGGACGAGCGACAUCCCGCGAAGGGCGAGUACGGGCUGUUCGCGCAGCGCAAGAUGGAGCGAGGCGAGCACAUCAUCGACUACCUCGGCCUCGUGACGCUGAAGGGCAACGAGUCGAAGACCUCGGAUUACACCGCAUCGUUCGGCGACGACAACGAGCUCGCGCUGGACGCUGAGCUCAUGGGAAACGAGGCGAGGAUGAUCAACGAUUUCAGAAACACGGGUAAGCGUGCCAACGCGUUGUUCGACCAGUACAGGGACGCCGCUGGGGACCUCAAGCUCGGCGUGUUCGCGGGGCCUCACGGCGUUAACAAGGCUGACGAGGUUCUGGUAUCAUACGGCAAAGGUUUCUGGGAGAACCGGCUGGCGUCGAUGGGGGCGGUAAAUAUGGCCGAGUUUUGCGGCUACCGGGCUCCCUCCCACGACGAAGCGGCAGAAGCGUAG